Molecule: messenger RNA, 993 nt
Organism: Branchiostoma belcheri (Belcher's lancelet)
Lineage: Eukaryota; Metazoa; Chordata; Leptocardii; Amphioxiformes; Branchiostomatidae
Product: deleted in malignant brain tumors 1 protein-like
Exons: 3
Coding region: 1-993 (330 amino acids)
Cellular component (GO): membrane
Source: RefSeq, a predicted model, not a curated record
AUGCUUCUUACAACAACAGGUAUCCGACUUGUUGGGGGACGUUCCACCUCAUUUCAAGGCAGAGUUGAGGUGUUCCAUGCCGGCCAAUGGGGGACCGUCUGUGACAACAGUUGGGGGCUGAGUGACGCCCAUGUGGUCUGUCGUCAGCUGGGAUAUCCCGGUGCAAAAGCAGCUCUUGGAUCAGCAGCUUUCGGGCGGGGGUCUGGGCCGAUCUGGCUGGACAAAGUAACCUGCGAUGGUUCUGAGGCAACCAUUUCUGACUGUGGACACAACGGUUGGGGGACACAUGACUGUGGACACGGAGACGAUGCCGGAGUUGUUUGUGAACAACAAGGUAUCCGACUUGUUGGCGGAGGUUUCACCUCAUCUCAAGGCAGAGUUGAGGUGUUCCAUGCCGGCCAAUGGGGGACGGUCUGUGACAACAGUUGGGGGCUGAGUGACGCCCAUGUGGUCUGUCGUCAGCUGGGAUAUCCCGGUGCAAAAGCAGCUCUUGGAUCAGCAGCUUUCGGGCGGGGGUCUGGGCCGAUAUGGCUGGACGAAGUAACCUGCGACGGUUUUGAGGCAACCAUUUCUGACUGUGGACACAACGGUUGGGGGACACAUGACUGUGGACACGGAGACGAUGCCGGAGUUGUUUGUGAACGAGGUAUCCGACUUGUUGGCGGAGGUUCCACCUCAUCUCAAGGCAGAGUUGAGGUGUUCCAUGCCGGCCAAUGGGGGACGGUCUGUGACAACAGUUGGGGGCUGAGUGACGCCCAUGUGGUCUGUCGUCAGCUGGGAUAUCCCGGUGCAAAAGCAGCUCUUGGAUCAGCAGCUUUCGGGCGGGGGUCUGGGCCGAUCUGGCUGGACGAAGUAACCUGCGAUGGUUCCGAGGCAACCAUUUCUGACUGUGGACACAACGGUUGGGGGAUACAUGACUGUGGACACGGAGAAGAUGCCGGAGUUGAUUGUGAACAAGGUAUGCCCGAAAACAAUUCAAACUCUACUACUUGA